AUGACUAAUGCAACAGAAGAUGUCUCAAUUGAGAAUUCAACAAGUGCCAAUGGAGUCCUUAACGAACAUGAAGCUAUUCAUCAACAGCCACCAACAGCAACAUCAACACCGAAGAGCAGCUUUAUUCGAAAGUUCAUAAACAGGAUUGACUCCUCCGACAAAACCCUAAUCCGGGUCCUGGCAAUAUGCAGCAGUCGUGAUAAGCUGUUUGGAUUCAUGAGGCCCUGGAUGAAAUUGCUUGAGAUCUCUGGCCAUGGUGGCAUAUGGCUCAUUAUUGUUCCUUCGUUGUUUUUCAUGGCUGGUGCAGAUAAAGUUUUGAAAGAAAAACUAAUCAACUUCCAGCUAGCUCUCCUGUUGGACAUACUCAUUAAUGCAACUAUCAAAGGCAUAUUCAGAAGAGAGAGACCAGAAAUGAAUGUCGACGAUCAGGACACCAUACUCGUCGACAAGUACUCUCUGCCGAGUGGCCAUGCUGCCAGAGCAAUGUUAAUCCUUUUCUUCGUUUACUCCAACUUCCAGAUAGGUUCAAUGUACUUUGAACUGUUGAGGAUUUGGGUGAUUUUUGUUCUUGCUUCUCGAAUCUUCAUGGGCCGGCACUAUCCAUCUGACAUUGUGGUUGGAAUGGUUAUUGGUGUAUUGGAGUCACUCUUGUUUCGCUAUCACGUUGUUUGGAUUUCAUUUCAAUCUCUUAUGAAUGCUAUAAAUAGUUAG
This is a messenger RNA of Helobdella robusta, 711 nucleotides long. RefSeq lists its product as hypothetical. The coding region runs from base 1 to 711 and encodes 236 amino acids. Gene Ontology annotation, molecular function: sphingosine-1-phosphate phosphatase activity. The transcript has 2 exons. The record is from RefSeq and is a predicted model, not a curated record. Lineage: Eukaryota; Metazoa; Annelida; Clitellata; Rhynchobdellida; Glossiphoniidae.